Aureobasidium musti is the source of this 1212-nucleotide messenger RNA. Lineage: Eukaryota; Fungi; Ascomycota; Dothideomycetes; Dothideales; Saccotheciaceae. The record is from the annotation of a GenBank genome assembly.
UUCGACCUCGAGCUUUCUUCGUUGUCAACAUUCGACUACUUCCAAAUUAUCUCAAGGUACAUGCUUCUACGCCGGUGUUGGACGCACCGCAUUUCUGUUGCGCCCGCCGGUAUACGUGCUCGCUGCUACAGCUCUGCUCACCAUCAUGGUAUAACACUUGAUCAACCCGUCCAAUCCUACAUAUCUCGGAGUUCGGAUCCCUAUAUCAACCUCUCGAUUGAGCACUAUCUGCUCCAAAAAUCACAUCCAGACUCUUCGAUAUUAUUCCUUUAUGUCAACCGACCCAGCGUCAUCAUUGGACGGAACCAAAACCCAUGGCUGGAAGUAAAUCUUGGUCUCCUCAAUGCCGCACAAACGGAUGCCGGUUCACCUUCUAGGAUUGAGAACGAACCUCCAGGCUUGGGAGAUGUGGAUCUGGUACGCAGACGCAGCGGUGGCGGUACCGUGUUCCACGACGGUGGGAACGUGAACUGGACAGUGAUUUCUCCAGCCGCCACCUUCACCCGCGACAAACAUGCCGAAAUGGUAACACGAGCUCUACGAUCGUGCGAUGUUUCUAGAUCUCGUGUCAACGAACGGCAUGACAUCGUCUUGGACCAAGGAACUUCUGACUUUUCUGGUGCUUGGGGACCUGACGAGGAUACGCACGCUACACCAUGGCAGAGCUCGAGCAUUCGUCCCUUGAAAGUGUCAGGGUCGGCUUAUAAACUUACUAGGGCGAGGGCAUUGCAUCAUGGAACUGCUUUGCUGAAUAGUCCGAACUUGCACGUUAUCCCUUCUUAUUUGCGCAGUCCGGCUAAGCAGUAUAUCAAGGGUAGAAGUGUGGAUAGCGUCAGCUCACCUGUGGGUAACAUUCUGCUGAACAACGAUGAGUUUAUCGAAAAUGUGCAGAGAGAGUACAGAGAGAUGUACUCAGGUGCUGGAAAGGCAGUUGAGCUGGGAGACGAGUGUAUCGAGAUGGAAGAGGUCAAGAAGGGACAUGCCGAGUUGAGCUUCCGCCUGGAUGUGCGUUACGGAGCCGUUACUGGAUGCCAACUCAAGACAAAAGACAGUACAACUGCGCAAAGCGAGCGUCUCGCCCACCUGCUGGAGAAGAAGCAUCUUCACCAGAUCACAGAUUGGGAAGCGCUGUUUAAGGAAGCUGCGUCAGAGUCAGCUGAAGCAAAGGCAAUGGCAAAGUGGGUGCAGAGUAUGCUCAGCAUACCUCACUAA